Messenger RNA from Hirundo rustica (Barn swallow), 3360 nucleotides. RefSeq names its product thromboxane A synthase 1 (gene TBXAS1). The coding region runs from base 541 to 1905 and encodes 454 amino acids. The transcript is spliced from 15 exons. The record is from RefSeq and is a predicted model, not a curated record. Lineage: Eukaryota; Metazoa; Chordata; Aves; Passeriformes; Hirundinidae. Gene Ontology annotation, molecular function: oxidoreductase activity, acting on paired donors, with incorporation or reduction of molecular oxygen; iron ion binding; thromboxane-A synthase activity.
GUAACAAGCCUCAGGUGCAAUAUAUGCUGCUAAUGGAAUAAUUAAUCUGGCUUGCCUGUGUCUUCUGGAGUAGUAAACCAGUGUAGGCAUGGUUGUGGAAGGAUAUGUGGUCUCCUCUGGAUGCUUAUGUUUUGAAGGUACUCCACAUCUGCAUUCUCCAAACUAAGCAGAGUAGGGAUCCGACAUCCUCCACCUCUUCCUUUCAUUGGAAACCUGCUCUUUUUCCGUGAGGGAUUUUGGGAAAGCCACACAAAACUCAUAACAGAGUAUGGACCUGUUUGUGGGUCACUUGAAUAGUCUGAAUGAUACCAUCACAACAGUUUUCUUUUGUGUGUGAAUUGGUUUCCUUGACAACAGGAUGUCAAAUCAACUUUUCAGCUUUAAUCAAGUCAAAACAAUAUAUCCCUUCCAUUCCAAAAGGCCUCAAGUCGGAGAGAAUUAUUUCAAGUUAAUGUCUGCUGAUUGGAAAUAGGUGAUGAAACCAGACAGAGAAAUAAAGAGGACAACAUAUUUUAUGGAAUCAGAAAAGCAUCUUCUACAAUGUAUUAUAUUGGUCGCCAAAUGUUUGUUGUGGUCUCCUCACCAGAGAUGAUUGAGCAAAUCUUAGUGACAGAUUUUAGUAACUUCACCAACAGAACUAAACCAAACUUGAUAUCCAAGCCAAUGCUUGAUAGCAUCCUUUGUCUUCGUGAUGACAGAUGGAAGUAUGUGCGGAGCCUCCUGACCCCAGCCUUCAGCGAUACCAAACUGAAAGAGAUGACACCACUGAUAAACCAGGCCUGUGACACCCUGCUGUGUAACUUGAAAGUCUAUGCAGAUUCUGGCAAAGCUUUUGACAUUCAGAGGUGUUACAACUGCUUUACCUUGGAUGUUGUUGGUAGCGUGGCUUUUGGUACUGAGGUAGACUCUCAGAAGAAUCCUGAUGACCCCUUUGUUAAGAAUUGCAGAACAUUCUUUGAAAUGUCUUUGUUUAAGCCUCUUCUUGUUCUAAUCCUUUCUUUCCCAUUCAUAAUGAUCCCAUUGCUACGCAUUUUUCCCAACAAGAAACAAAAGGAACUGAAUGGAUUUUUUAUCCAAACUAUAAAAAAUGCAAUUGUCUACAGACACCAGCAAGAUGCAGCUGAGAGGCGCAGAGAUUUUCUCCAGUGGAUGCUUGACGCCUGUGACUCAGCCGACUCCCUGGCAGCCGGGUGCUCGGGUGUGCUCAGCCCAUCUGCUGCUCCCAGACAGAGCGAGGCGCCCCUGGUUGGCACGGCCCCAUCUGAAAAGGCUCAGAAGGCACUAACAGAGGAUGAGAUAGCAGGCCAAGCUUUCCUGUUCCUGAUUGCUGGCUAUGAAACUACCACGAGCACGCUGUCCUUUGCCACCUACUUGCUGGCCACCAACCCAGAGUGCCAGGAGAAGGUGCUUCAGGAGGUCGAUGAGUUCUCUGCAAAACACAUGGUCCCUGAUUACCAAAACGUACAAGAACUCCCUUAUCUGGACAUGGUGAUUGCAGAGACAUUGCGUAUGUACCCACCUGCAUUCAGAUUCACUAGGGAAGCAGCUAAAGACUGUGUAGUGCUAGGGCAGCAUAUUCCAGCUGGAACAGUCAUUGAAACUGCAGUUGGACACCUUCACCAUGACCCCGAGUUCUGGCCAGAACCUGAGAAGUUCAUUCCUGAGAGGUUUACAGAGGAGGCCAAGAAGGAAAGACAUCCCUUUGCAUACCUGCCCUUUGGGGCAGGACCCCGUGGCUGCAUUGGCAUGAAAAUGGGUUUGUUGGAGACAAAAAUGACUCUGCUGAGGAUUUUGCAGAAGUUUAAAUUCAAGACCUGCCCAGAGACUGAGAUUCCUUUGCAGCUCAAAUCAAAAGCCACACUUGGACCAAAAAAUGGAGUCUACCUUAUGCUGGAAUCUCGCUAAAAGGAAAUGUACAUCCUGAAGCUUUCUGGGAUGAAACCCUUUGUUAGUGACUCACUGGGUAUAAUUAUUUUUCUAAACUCCAAGGACAGGUAGGAGCCUAAGUCCCACUGAUGGUCAGUAUGUGCUUCCUCACUGCCCUCCUAUGGGACAGCCUCCUGUCACUUUUUAAAAUGGGCUCCACAGUCUUUUUUGGAGGUUUUCAAAUUGCUGUGAAUAGUAUCUGUAAAGAAGCAAUCCAUUUUUAUUUGCUUUUCUACAUCACACUUCUUUUCACUUAUCUGUGAGAAUGUUUUCCUCAUGCUAAAUUUCCACAAUUUACAAUAGAUUUUGAUUUCAAUUAAUUGUAUGACACGUCUUUCUCAUGCCCUUCUGAGUCCCUAGACAAAGCCCCAAAGUUACAGCAGAAGACCUGGGACAGAGUACAUUGGAUUUUUUAAUGAACUCCACUAACAAUCAAAGCUGAGACUCCAUUACAGUGCUUAAUCUCUACCUGUGUCUGCAGAGCUGGAAAAGUUGCACCUCCCUCAUGCUUUGAAGUGAUUUUAAAUACACUUAGAUUAACAAUUUGCACUUGGCACAUUCCAUCAACAUGACAGAAGAAGAAUAAAGAGUUCCUGGCUUACCAGUAAAGUUCCAGCAGCUAGGACCAAAGAAAUGAGGUGACAGCCAUUCUGCUGGCUGCCAAACUGCUGUUGGAAAGGUGGAGACAAAGAAGAUAUGAAUUUAAAGCAAGCAGGGGGACUGGAGGAAAUUUAAAGGUAAUCAGAAAGUGUUGCUACCACGUCUGCUUCAUGGGGAUGCCUUUCCUUUCCAAGCAUUGAAGCUGGUACCAUCCCUGUCUAGCUUCUUGAGUCAAAGACAUUAGGAGCAUGCAUGCACUAGAGUCAGUGGCAAAGGAGUGGGAUCCAGGAUCAUCAUACCCAGCAGCUCCCUUGAUUUCUUCUGUGACACUGGAGCAAGUCAUGUCCCAAGUGCCUCACCCGCCCCGCCCCCCACCUUGCUCCCAGGAAGGAACUUGUCUGAUUGCCAGCUGCAGCAGCCCCAUGGAUCUGUUCAAGCUGUGUGACUGUGCACACGCAUCUUCCCAGCCAAAACAGCCAUAGCUUCCACUCCUCACAUUCCCUCUGUCCUCCUCCUCUGCAAAGCCUUCACCUGCCACACAGCUGGUGUUGCACAAGAAGCUGGCUGGGAGGGGACACAGCUGGGCCAGCUGACCCCCACGGAACACAGGGACAUUCCAUACCCUAUGGCACCAUGCUCAGCACGUAAAACUAUGGGAAGAAGAAGGGGGACAAUAUUCAAAGUGAUGGCACUUGCUUUGCAAGUCACUGUUAUGCCCACUGAAGCUCUGCUCCCUGGGGUGGUGGAACACCUGCCUGUACAUGGGAAAUAGUGAAUGAAUUCCUUGUUUUGUGUAUGGCUUUUGCUUUACCUAUUAAACUGUCUUUAUCUCAA